Ruditapes philippinarum (Manila clam) is the source of this 3872-nucleotide messenger RNA. Its product is annotated as A-kinase anchor protein 9-like. Bases 1 to 1416 code for a protein of 471 amino acids. The transcript is spliced from 13 exons. The record is from RefSeq and is a predicted model, not a curated record. Lineage: Eukaryota; Metazoa; Mollusca; Bivalvia; Venerida; Veneridae.
AUGCAGGAGAUUAUUGACAAGUACGAUUUAGCAGCCCCUCGUGUGGUUGAAGCUGGUCCAACUGGUGGGGCAAUAAAUUCAAGAAGUAAUAACCAGCCAUUGACAAGAGUUCAUUCUAGUUCAAAAUAUGCAAAUUUGAAAGAGAGAGGUAGUUCUUUUGAAAAUAAGAACUGGCCACAGGAACUGCAACAUGUAAAACAACUUCUGACAGGGAAUGGAUUCUUUUGUAAUGAAGACCAUACAGUGGAAUGUUAUACAUGUGGAAUAGAGUGGCCCUUUAAGUCCCUAAAAAGAUUGAAAGGAGAUGAAGAUAUUUGGAAAAAGCAUGCAAGAGAAAAUGGAGAAUGUGGCUUUUUACGUCUGCUCAAAGGUGAUGUGGUUGUUGACAAAGAAUGUGAUGCUGCAAAGCAUGAAAAAGUGAUAAAGAUAAGACACCAGAUUCAAGCAGGGACAAUGACGGUGAACCGGUUACUGGACCAGACUCUGGAUGAUAAAACAGAAAUUGAACUACUGACGAAGUACAUCGAACGUAUGGUUGGUAUGUUGAAAGAGAAAGAUGAUAUCAUUAAAGAGAAAGAUCGUGAAAUAAAUAGCUUGUAUGACUACUGCAGAGAUUUAGAGAAAAAGAUGGACAAGUUAAAGAAAGAGAUCCAUCAGAAAACAAUGGAAGCACAACAACAGGUAUCUCGCUAUCAGAGGGGUAUACGUCCUCUGGAGGCGGAGUUGCAAGAUUCUAAGGAGCAGAAUAGGCAGGUUCUUGAGCAGGUAUCUCACUAUGAGAGAGGUAUAUGUUCUCUGGAGGCGGAGUUGCAAGAUUCUAACGAGCAGAAUAGGCAGGUUCUUGAGCAGGUAUCUAACUAUGAGAGGCGUAUUGGUACUCUGGAGGCAGAGUUGCAAGAUUCUAACGAGCAGAAUAGGCAGGUUCUUGAGCAGGUAUCUAACUAUGAGAGGCGUAUUGGUACUCUGGAGGCAGAGUUGCAAGAUUCUAACGAGCAGAAUAGGCAGGUUCUUGAGCAGCAAUUCAAGAACAUUGAAUUGGUAAAGAUAGAAAAAUAUAUUUGGAAGAAGAGUGCAACUAAUCACAAGGAAGACUUACGCAAACUGAUGGUGCAGACUACAAGGUUAUUUGAAGAGAAGGAAAAGCUUAAGCAAGAGAAAGCUAAACUUGUUGAAAUUUUGAAAAUGCAGACAGAAGUCCACCAAAGGAAAAUUUUGCAACUGGAAAGCCAGUUAGAGCCAAGAACUGUUGCUGUUUCUGCUUGUAUCAAGAUGGGAUAUAGCCAUGAGAAUGUGAUGAGAGCUUCACAGAUUUUUCAUGAAAGACAAGGGUGCACAGCUGAGCAUCUGAUGAGAAUAUUGAUGGAAAUGGAGGAGGAAGAAGAACUUCAAGGGGCAGUUGGUGGUGGUCAAGGUUAAGGAAGUGGAUAAGGAAAGUGUUGAAAAAGGAAGAAAAGUGGAAAUUUAAAACUACCAUCUGCUUCAUGGAUGCAGAUUUCACUUGCAUUUUAAGGGAUUUAUGUUAAAUUAUUCACAGUGAUUGUACUUAAUCAAGAGACAAGGCUUCCUAGCUGUGCAUAUAACCCUUAAUUUGUACUGAUAUUUGAAUUGUUAUACGAAAUGUUGAAAUGAUGCAUAUAGCUUGAAAAUUGUACAGUCAAAGUUUAUUUUGAGUCUGACACUAUAAUUGUGAUGGAUAUAUGUUGAUGUACGAUUAUAUAUUAACAAAAUAUUUUUCUGUACUAACUAAUUACAUCAUUUCAUUAUACAAUGUAGAUAUGAAGUUUGCUUUAAUUGUAAUCAUUUCAACUAUUACAUUAAUCUGAAUUUUGCUGCCAUGGCUUUUUGGCCACUAUGGUAUGUUAAAGUUAAGUUCAAAUGUAAAAGUAAAGAGAAGUUCAAGAAGAUAGUCCUGUAUCUCCACCGAGCAUCAAACUUACUGAGACAGAGAAGUUGUAACCUUCUGUAAUAAUUUCCAGAUGACAACAAGUUGAUGACAAUAUGAAAACCAUAUUCACCUUCUACCGGUGUGAUGAAAAGUUAUUUGUUGAUUAAAGAAGGGAAGUAGACAAUAACUUGUAGAAUCAUGUAAAGAAUAGCGAAGUUUACAAUUUACUGUUGCUGUAUGUAGGAAAGUUGUCAAUUACUUGUUGAUUUAUAAAGAGAAGUUGCAAUGAAGUGGAGAAAAAACAGGUUUGCUCUGGUACAGAACCAAUCAUAUUUAUUACUACCGGGCAGUAAAUGAAAUGGAGUGAAACUUAACACCAUAACCAAAACUAAAAAGCAAAAAAAAAAUCAGUCAGAUGUCGACCAGGAUUUAAUUUGUAAAAUCCUUGCUAGUUAUGUUAAGCAAGUUUACAUGUUAACAUUUUCCAUGAAAAAAAAUCCUUCAGCUCCUUUCUGGUCAUUUUGUUUGGAGAAUGUUCUAUAAGAAGAAAUGUUCAUGCAAAAAUAGUUUGGAUUUUUAGACAGGGCUGAAUUGCAUCUCUGUAGUAUGAACAGGACAUGAAGUAUUGAUGUUUCGGUGGAGAUACAAGAUUGUAGUGAGUAAUGCCGUCUCAAUAAGCUAGUCUGAACAUAAACAGGAUUAUAAGUGAUAUUUUGUACAGGCUAGAAAAAUUAACAAUAUGAAUAAGAUUUUUUUUGUACCAAUUUUCAUAAAGUACAUCACUUUCAGUAUGCUGUGACAACACGUGCAUUUUAAACAAUAAUUUUUAAAUGUAAUCAUUUGUUAGUGUUGCUUAAAGGUAUAAAUAAACUCAAUACUUAAAAAUGUGUUGGGGAGACUUUAUGACUUGUUCAGAGUAUAUUUAAGCUGUAAUUAUGACCUCCCUUGUGAUGAAAAAAUAAAGAAAAGGCAAGGUACACUCUUCAAAAGUGUAUUUUUUCAUGUAAUGCCUUUAUUUGUUGCAUCGUUAUUCAGGUUGUUUUAUAUGCAAACUAAUCUUUUUGGAUGACAAAUUUAAGGAUACAGACUUGUUCUUUUUAGACAUUAUGAAAAUAUGCAUUGUAUAAUUAUCAGCAAUAAAGCAAAAUUAAGGAAAUUUUUUACUAUUUUAUGUUCAGAAAUAAGUUUUGAAUGGCAAAAUAUAGAGGAGAGAACACUCUGAAAAAAUACAAAAUGUAUGAACAUGUAGUUAUUGACACUUGUUAUUGUGGUAAAGACACUUGUUAUUGUUAUUAAGUGUAUUUAUGACAUGUUGGUGGAAGAUUCUAGUUUGAUGUUAGAUAUAAUGUUUCAGGUUCUUUAUAUUUGAGCCGCGUCGUGACAAAACUAACAUAGUGUGUUUGCGACCAGCAUGGAUCCAGCCGGGCAGUCUGAUCAGGAUCCAUGCUGUUCGCUAUCAGUUUCUCUACUUGUUAUACGGUCUGUAAGCGAACAGCAUGGAUCCUGAUCAGACUGCCCGGAUGCACAGGCUAGUCUGGUUCCAUGCUUGUUGCAAACGCAUUACGUUGGUUUUGUCAUGAUGCGGCUCAUAUUAUACUUAUUCUAUCUUGAAAAGCACAAUGAAGAAUUACCUGUGAGGUAAAGUAAUUUUCAGCCUAAUUUAUUUAUUUAUUGAAAAACACUUUACAUUGCAGAAUUUUCUUGUGUAAUAUGUAAUAUUAUAUGAUGAAAUACAACUUACUGGGAUCUUUUUACCAUAUAUAUUACAUAUACAUAAUUGAGAUAACAUGUUUAAGUAACUUGAAAGCUGUGUUAAGAAUGAAUUAUGAAAUUCAAUAUAAGUGUUUGAUGGCCUAUAUGAUUCAUGCUUUUUGUUUUUUUAUGGAGUAUAAACAAAAACAAAAAAGAUUCUAGCAUAAAAUGCAAUGUUCCCUUAUUUGUAAAGUGUGUUAAUUUAAAAGCAAGAUACACAUGUAUUGAGGAAGUA